This is a messenger RNA of Pyricularia oryzae 70-15, 1065 nucleotides long. RefSeq lists its product as uncharacterized. The record is from RefSeq and is a predicted model, not a curated record. NCBI's taxonomy places the organism in Eukaryota, Fungi, Ascomycota, Sordariomycetes, Magnaporthales, Pyriculariaceae. Bases 22 to 942 code for a protein of 306 amino acids. The transcript has 3 exons.
AUUUUCUUCAAUAGAGCAGACAUGACACCAAAAAAAGAACCAGAACCUCAGCCCUCCAGAUCCGAAAAAAUAGCAGUUUACCGCAACCAAGCUUGUCAAGCUGUUUUUUCGAACCCAGAAAACGCAGGACUCCAAAAAAAGAAGUCUGUAAAAUCUCUUAUCAAAAAGAACCACCUAUCGGUGGCGGGAUUUUCCACGAAGCGCCUGAGCUCCAUACUGCUGUCGCUCCAAAAAGACAGAGUAUUCGAAUCUACCAGCUUCGCCCAGGCUGCAUUCCCAGAGCUUCGUUCGUCAGAGCCAGCAGGAGCAGCGCACUCUGCACCUGCCUCAGUUCCUACACAAACCCAAGCAAUAAUGGAACCCACCGUGCGACCAAAAAGAGAGCUUUUAGAAUCUCUUGAGAGAAUAUAUCUCACAGGAGACUACUCAGAUAUGACUAUAGCUUCUGCCACCAGGAAUUACCCUGUCCACCGUGCCAUAGAGGGCUUUGAGGGCGUAAUAACCCUGCACGACAACGAACCCCUUGUGAUUGAUAUGAUGAUACAAUAUCUUUACCUCCUCGACUAUAAACCGGCACAUGACCCUAGCUUCCAGCUCGCCGAGAGUAAGCAGAACGCAAGCGCCCCUGAUCUCCUUCUACACACCAAAGUGUACGCUAUUGCAGACAACUAUGCCAUCGCCGGUCUCAAAGCUCUAGCCGUUGUCAAAUUUAAAUCAUCUGCAGGAGAGGUCUGGAACAUCAAAGAUUUUCUCGAUGCGGCUAUUGAGGCAUACAGCUCUACUGUUGAGACUGAUCGGGAUAUGCGAAAUGCUGUUGUUCAGAUGUUUGCCAGGCGCAAGGAGCUGUUGGAACUGGAUGAAGUCAAAAACCUCGUCAGAAAACUGGACCAACUUGCCUAUGACUUGCUCCUGCACUUCCACAACGAAAGGAGAAUCUUAUAAGCAGGCUGUUUAUCUUAUUUAUGGCUGCGGCACGCUUUCGAUAUCAUCCGAGUGCUCAACUGGAGUCACGUUUUUGAGCGUUGGAAAUGGUAGUUAACUAUGACGAGAAACAUUGAUCUGUUG